Manihot esculenta (cassava) is the source of this 846-nucleotide messenger RNA. RefSeq names its product peptide methionine sulfoxide reductase B1, chloroplastic. Lineage: Eukaryota; Viridiplantae; Streptophyta; Magnoliopsida; Malpighiales; Euphorbiaceae. The coding region runs from base 117 to 707 and encodes 196 amino acids. Gene Ontology annotation, cellular component: cytoplasm. Gene Ontology annotation, biological process: protein repair; response to oxidative stress. Gene Ontology annotation, molecular function: peptide-methionine (R)-S-oxide reductase activity. The transcript is spliced from 5 exons. The record is from RefSeq and is a predicted model, not a curated record.
AAUGGUUGACGAUUUAAUGAGCACCACGCCACAUGCGGAUUAGCACCAUUAGAUCUCCUCCCUAGAGGAUAUGCUAUUAAGAAAUCGGGAGCUGUGUUUAAUUCUGUCUGUCAGUAAUGGCACUUAGUCAUAGCUUAAACUUGUCAACAACGUUAAUUGCUUCGAAAUCCCAAUUCAAAAGUGCUGUAAAUUCGAAGCUGCUGGUCUUACCUUCUUCUGCUUUUGGAGUACGCAAAAGGGUCUCUUCUUCUGUUCGUGCUAUGGGUUCCUCUGCUUCUUCGCAGAGACCAGACAACAUUCAAGAGGCAGCUAAGGUUGACUAUGCUACUGUAAGUGAUGAUGAAUGGAAGAAGAAGCUUACUCCUGAACAAUUUUACAUCACUCGUCAAAAGGGAACUGAAAGGGCUUUUACUGGGGAAUACUGGAACACCAAAACCCCUGGAACUUACCACUGCAUUUGUUGUGAUGCACCUCUAUUUGAGUCAUCGACUAAAUUUGACAGCGGAACAGGGUGGCCAUCUUACUAUCAGCCUAUAGGAAGCAAUGUGAAAUCAAAGUUAGACAUGUCCAUUAUACUCAUGCCUCGUCAAGAAGUUCUUUGUGCUGUUUGUGAUGCUCAUUUAGGCCAUGUCUUUGAUGAUGGCCCUCCACCCACCGGAAAACGCUAUUGCAUCAACAGUGCUUCCUUGAAGCUGAAACCCAAGUGAGAAUCCUAUGAACCAAGAUAAUGUAUGUCAAAAGUUGAGCUAAACGCUUGCUUGAAUACGUUGUAUUGUUAAUAUAUAUGUUGUAGACUUUUAGCUUUCAUCACGGCUUGAAUGAGAGACUUCAUAAAUUUUAAGACAA